Eimeria necatrix is the source of this 4506-nucleotide messenger RNA. RefSeq lists its product as hypothetical. Gene Ontology annotation, molecular function: mechanosensitive monoatomic ion channel activity. Gene Ontology annotation, cellular component: plasma membrane. The record is from RefSeq and is a predicted model, not a curated record. Gene Ontology annotation, biological process: monoatomic anion transport; transmembrane transport. NCBI's taxonomy places the organism in Eukaryota, Apicomplexa, Conoidasida, Eucoccidiorida, Eimeriidae. Bases 1 to 4506 code for a protein of 1501 amino acids. The transcript is spliced from 17 exons.
AUGAGAACCCCGGGGCCCCGCCCCGGUGUUGGCGGCGCUGUGAACGUGGACGGAGUGCCCCACUUUCCGGAGCCGCUGGCCCCCGAAGAGGUGCCUGCGGCGAUCGCCGCAGCAGAAAGCCUCCCGCAGCCCUGGUGGGCUUUCUGGCGAAGACCCACGCGCAUUCCCUACAGGCCGCAGGUGGUGGAGCCUCCGGCAAAGUCUUAUUCGUUCCGGAACGCGGAUGUUCGGUUUUUUGGCGGAGUGAACGAGCAGGAGGAGAAGGAAGACAACUCGGAGAGCGACGAGGAGCAAAAUGAAGUUCAAAAUAAAUGUUUGAGUGAAGCAAAUGAGCACACGGGAACUGACCUUGCAAGGCGUCUGGGUUCUUGCUUGCAUUUCCCUGGCGAACGCGGCUGCAUGGCUCGGCUGCAUGGUGUUCAGGCAAAUGCUAGUGUGUUCAGGGCCGUGGGCUUGACGCUGAUUGUCAACAUUGGAUUGUGUCAAAACCAAAGCAUUUCUUCUUUGCUCGCGACCGUGGACCCGGAGUUGGUUUACUUUCUCUGGAGUGUCGGAAUGCACAUGUUCUGGCAGAGGACAGUCAGGCAAGGAAGGCUGUUUGGGGUGAAGGCCGUGGAAGACGGGAAGAGGGAGGCGGUGCUGCAGCUGUAUGAAACCCCCUUGUUUGGUCCUUCUGUGUUCGUUUCGGCAUCCAUGGCGAAGUGCCACUAUGUCCUUAGUCUUGUCGUCAUCGUCCUCACUGCCAGGAGGCUGCUGCGAAGCAUCAUGGUUUUCUACUUCGAGCUCGGCUUCAUGGCCAGCAUGAGCGGACAGCUCGUCAAGUACCUCACCAAAUACGCGGCGCUUAGAAAGCUCAACACCAAAUGGUCGGCUACUGUUGCUGCUGCUACUGCUGCUACUGCUGCUGCAACUGCUGCUGCAACUGCUGCUGCUACUGCCACCGCCCCUGCUGCAGCCGCUGCACCUGCUGCGGCUGUGGCUUCAAGCCGCAAUUGCCGGCUCCGCCGCGGCCUGGACGUCGAAGGAGGUGACAAACAUUUUAAUUUCGCGGCUGCGUACCAACUGUGCAAGGAGACAGCCUCCCGAGAUAGUGAGGCUGGCAGCCAGGAAGAAGACGAGGCCCCCGAGGCGGAGAGGGGCCCCCGUUUAGACGUGGAGGCCCUGAGAAGGGGCAGGAGCGUGGCUUCUGUUGCCUCUCGCUUUUCACGGCAUCCUUCUCUUAGAGUGCCCACGCGGGCCCUUCCCUCUCUUGUCAGAGAUGAACAGGAAUUGCCGCCGCCUCCUUCCUCCGCCCAAAGCCGUGAAGUACAAAGACAGAAGGCCAAGCAAGUUGGGGGCAGCUUUGUGAACAAGAGCAUUCGCAUUAAUUAUUUUCGCUUCCGGCCUCAAGAGAAUAAAAACAUACAAGUCAGAGAGCUCAGAGGACAGGGCAUUCCCAGUCAGCUGACCCGCUCUUCAAUUGAGCGCUGCAAGCACAGCCGCGUGCACCACUGGCUGCUGCUGCAGUACGUGGCAGUUUUCCCCCCGGCUGUGUUCCUAAAGGGGGAACGCAUAGAAAUUGACUCCAAGGCCAAGGCUCGGUCUGUAUCUGACCGUCUCUUUAUGGCGCUGGCACAGGACGCAGCAGAGCUGGCAGCAGAAGGACACUUCAGAGAAUCUCCUGAUCUGAGGCAAAGAGCGGACCCUGCUGCGGACGGGCUGCAGCAAGGAAGACCACCGCAGCAGCAAACCGAACACGAAAGAACUGUCAACUGGCUGGGCAGUCCAGCGCUGCGCAAGGUCGUCACAGUUGACCCCAGCGACGACUCAAGCGUGACUGCGACAGCACCGCCAGCAGCAACAGCAGCAGCAGUAAAGGCGAGAGGUGCAUCAGGAACAACGGUAGCAGCAUCAGCAGCAGCAAGGCUGUACCCCACAGACGCGUCUACGCUGCCUGCUAACAACAGCACCGCCGCCACAGACCCAAUGGCUGCUGAAGAAGGGGCUUGCGGGGCCUCUUCUGGAUUGGCCACUGAACUUUUGCCUGUAUCUCUGGCUAAUGAUGCUGCUUCUGGUGCUCUGGAUGGGGAAGCUCUGCAACAACGAAGUGAGUUAUCUUCUUCAGACUGCAAUUCAGUUGCGUCGUCAGUCAAAUCCAACAGGGACCGACACAUAAAGGUUAGGAGUAGGCGCAUCUCAGAGAUCCUGGGCACAGCAGCAGCAGCAGGAGUUAGUUCCGGCCGCAGCGCAGAAAUGGGAAAGAAAGGCUCAGCAAAUUGGCUUCCUCCUAAGGCGCAAGAACGAAGGGCUGCUGACAAAGAUGCCCCUGCCUCUAUCUCGGCGGGCAAUAAGAAAAAAGAAGCAGAAGAGCAGAAGAAAGAAGCAGCAGAACAAGACACAGACAAGCCGAAGGGUUUCAAAACGUUAGGCGAGGCAUUCGAGGCAUCUGUGGGCAAUAUGGAAGGGGCUCACGGCCGCUCUGCACGAAGUGCUGCGACGCAACACAUCUCGACUCUGACUCCGUUCAACAUUGCCAUUCGGGCCCCCUCACUGGACGCAGAACAUGGCGAGCCUCCGGCUCCCAGGUUUGCAUCCGAUCAGCAACAAGGCCAAUGGCGCCCUUCUGCAUCUUCUCGCGCAAGUUUUCGAGGAAAAGCGUUGAGUCAGAGUCUGGAAGAUCUUAGUUCUACCCCUGCAGCUGCCUUCACUGCAAGCUGCUCUACAGAUCGACAGGACAGGUCCGACGGAGAUACUGAAGUAAUGGGGCCGCCCCGUCUUACCUGCAGCGGAGACACUGGGAAGCGGCAGUCCUCUUGCUCCACGCAUAAUUUGCCUUAUGGGGACUGGAAACAGACAAAGACAGAAAUGAACAGUUCUUUUUACCCCACAGCCCCUCCGCUAUGCCAAAAGCGGAGUCUAUACAGCGGGCCACCGUCCGGGUCUAUCUCAGAAGAGGACCAAGAUAUAGAGACAGGACUUCAAGAACGCAUGCAGCGGGAUCCAGCGCUGCUAGGGGCAGCAAAUUUGAGCUCACGUUUGUAUUCUGAAGACAUCGACAACAUAUUGUACCCUAAGAGCUCCUCCAUCGCCUCAGACUUCCACGUAAGACGAGGCUCGUUGGCCAGCGGAGAUGGGGGCGGCACACGCCGUCUUCUUGACCCCAGGCAUGUAACUGAUGAUGACUACUUUGCCAGCCAGAAGGUUCUGUACGGGUAUUCGGGAGUCUCGCCGGAGUACUUCACAAGAGAUUUCGUCGAAAUGUUCCUAAAAGGUGACGAAGUCGAUGAAUUCAUGAAACUCGUCGACUUGGCGGGCCACGGCAAGAUCAAUCAGCCAAUGUUCAAGAGGGCCGUUGUCUCCAUUUACAAAAUGCGAAAGGCACUUCUUAAAUCCCUAACAAGUCAGGCCAGCAUUUGCAAAACUGUUCGGCGAAUGAUAUCUGUGGUGUUGUGGGUGGCGACGCUGGUGGCGAUGCUGCUUGUGUUUGGAGUAAAUCUCAAUACGGUCCUGGUCUCUGGCGCAGCAUCUAUAUCUGCGCUAGUGGUCGCGCUAAGCUACAUUUACCAAAACUUCAUCACUGCUGUCAUAUUCGUGGCAUUUACUAAUCCUUACAACGUGGGCGACAGAGUGCGCAUUGACAAUGGCGAGGCGAUGUACGUGCGCAACAUCCAUACGUACACGACGGAAUUCGUAACAAUUCAUUCCAAGCCGAUUGUGUACAGCAACAGCGUUUUGUUUGGGCGUCAGUUGACUAACGAAUCCCGCGCCACAAACGCCACAUUCUCCAUGCCAAUGCGACUGGACAUUCGCACACAGCUGCAGGCACUCCGUUUCUUAGAGGCGGGAAUGCGCAGGGCCAUUGCUGCGAGGCCUAUGGAUUUUGUGAAGGACUCAUUUAGCAUCUACAUCACUGAUGUGCAGCCAGGACGGUGGAUGGAUAUAACAGUGUGGCUGAGCGCGGUUGAAGGCUGGGGCAACACAUCCAAGGUCUUGCGGCUGCGGACGGACAUGUUCCUCGUACUGCAGCGUCUGUGCACCCGCUUUGGUAUUUCAUACCAGGAGCCACUGCUACCAGUGCAUCUUAAUGCAACACAGUUCUCGGCGUCGACCCCGCCACAGGCAGCAGGGACUGCAGCCCCUCAGUUUCGAGCAACACCGUCUCAUGGCGCUGCUGCUGUUGAUCCUAGUUGUUCGCGUUAUUUGGGGAAACAGCGAGACGAGUGUCGGUACAAGGACAGCCCGCCGACCCAUAUGGGCGUGCUUUUGGAAGACGCCCUCUGCGACUCUUCGCUGUUAGCAUCACUCGACUCCCCAAGUGCUCCACCUGUUGCACCGAGGGAGCCGCCCCGAAGAGCUCCAAGGAGGAAUUCUCCAGCGUGGCAGGAGCAGAAGCAGCCUCACAUUGCAACCGGGCUUAUCGAAGCACUCCAGGGAAUGGCGCAACUUGUGCCAGUAGGCAGGAACUCUCUGCAACAGCCAAUUGCUUCGCUCAAGCGGCGCCAGGAGCUCGACCAGAGCAUACAGUAA